AUGGCUAAGAAGACCAAUGUCGUUGUCGGGCUCGAUAUCGGAACCCACAAGAUCUGCGCCGUGGUGGGAGAGCAGACGGACCAGGGACCGGAAGUGGUGGGCGUCGGUAUCCACCCGUCGCGGGGCUUGAGGAAGGGCGUGGUGAUCAAUGUCGAGGCCACCAUGGAAGGCAUCAAGAAGGCGGUGGAGGAGGCCGAGAUCAUGGCCGGGUGCGAGAUCAACACGGUCUUUGCCGGAAUUGCCGGGGGGCACAUCCGGGGGUUCAACAGCCAUGGUGUCGUGGCCGUCAAGAACAAGGAAGUGACCGACGCCGAUGUGGACCGGGUCAUCGACGCGGCCAAGGCAGUGGCCAUCCCCAUGGACAGGGAAGUGCUCCACGUGUUGCCGCAGGAAUUCGCCAUCGACGGCCAGGGCGGCAUCCAGGAGCCCCGGGGCAUGGCCGGGGUCCGGCUGGAGGCCAGCGUGCACAUCGUCACGGGGGCGGUGGCCGCGGCGCAGAACGUCAUCAAGUGUUGCAAUCGAACCGGUCUCAACGUGGCGGAUUUCGUACUCGAGCCGCUGGCGUCCGCCGACGCGACCUUGACCCAGGAAGAGAAGGAACUGGGCGUGGCGCUGGUGGACAUGGGCGGCGGCACCACCGACAUCGCGUUGUUCCAUGGCGGCUCGGUGAAGCACACGGCGGUGCUGGGCGUGGGAGGAAACCACGUCACCAGCGACAUCGCCGCCGGCUUGCAUGCCCCGAUGGCGGCCGCGGAGCAGUUGAAGCAGCGUUACGGAUGCGUGGGAACCGACCUGAUCAACCGCGACGAUAUGCUGGAGGUGCCCAGCGUGGGAGGACGGAGCCCGCGCUCGGUGUCACGUCAGAUCCUGUGCGAAAUCAUCGAGCCUCGCCUGGAGGAAGUCUUUCAUAUGGUGCGGCGGGAGAUCGGCAAGUCCGGCUAUGAGGACCACCUGGUGUCGGGCAUCGUGAUGACAGGCGGCUCCACGCUCCUGCCGGGAAUCAUCGAGAUGGCGGAAAGGAUCUUCAACGUGCCGGUGCGCCAGGGCGUGCCGGCCAACGUCACGGGUCUGGUGGACGUGGUCUCCAGUCCGGUCUACGCCACCGGCACCGGGCUUCUUCUGUACGGCCUCGGGCAACAGGACCGGAAUCCGUUUCGGAUCCGGGACAGCGACCCUCUGUUCUAUAAGGUCCGGGGCCGGAUGACGGAGUGGUUCAAGGAGUUCUUCUAG
Geodia barretti is the source of this 1230-nucleotide messenger RNA. The record is from the annotation of a GenBank genome assembly. NCBI's taxonomy places the organism in Eukaryota, Metazoa, Porifera, Demospongiae, Tetractinellida, Geodiidae.